GGCGCCAAUAAUUCCACGCGCAGUUUAGCGGUGGCGGGGGGUCAAGAAACGCGACCUUGGAUGAUUAAUUAUUGACUUCAGGACUGGGGCAUGGAUUCUCGAAGAAGUCGGCGAAAUCCUCUGGUGUGAAAUCGCAUUGGUGACGUAGCUAAUCUGGAGGAUUAUGGCCUUAGCUUGCAUAGCCGAAUCGGUGGCGUCGGCGGUCAUCGAGAAUCUCCUUACCACUUGCUCGUCCUACCUCGAGGCGUGCCCGUCGGCCGGCGGCAUGCAGGACGAUCUCGAACGGCUGCAGUACGCCCUUCCGCAGGUCCAGGCAGUCUUGACUGCAGUCGAGGAGGGAGCGCCGGUCACGCCGCAGAACAAGGCGCUGGAUACGUGGCUGUGGCAGCUCAGAGAUGCUGUGGAGUGCGCGGAGGACGUGCUCGACGAGCUGGAGUACGACGAGCUGGAGAAGGCGAUACGGGAUCGAGAUGGCGAGGUGCGUGGCAUUCUCUCUAAAUGCAAGAGAAAGUUUGACAGUUUCGUUAAUUGCAUAUAUAGUGAUGGCACACUGAAAAGGUUGAGGGAAGCCGUCAAGGGGUUGGAUCGGGUCGUUGCCGGUAUGGGGCCACUCCUUCAACUUGUCAAUGGGUUAUAUGGCCCUGGUGUUAAGCGUCAGAAGCCCGAGGAAGUCAGGAAUGCUCGCGAGACUAGCUCCUUGUUAACCGAAAGUGAGGUGCUCGGACGAGACGAGGAGAGGGACCUGAUAGUUGAAUGGUUGAUCGAACCGGGAGAUGCCGAUGUUUCUGCUUUUACAAUUGUUGGUAUGGGUGGGCUCGGGAAGACUACUCUUGCUCAACUAGUCUAUCGCGAUGAAAGAGUGCAAGAGUAUUUCGACCCGAUUAUGUGGGUUUGCGUUUCUCAAAACUUUGAUGCAGCUGCGAUAACAAAAAAGAUGUUAGAAGGUGCAAGUAGUGAUAGUCUUGGCGACAAGAGUCUAAAUGCACUCCAUUAUAUUCUUAAACAGAAAAUUUCGUCGAAGCGCUUUUUGCUCAUGCUAGAUGAUGUUUGGAAUGAUGAUAAAACGAUGGAGUGGGAGAAAUUAGUUGCUCCUUUCAAAUUCGGACAAAGAGGAAGCAAGAUCCUGUUAACAACUCGAAUGGGUUCAGUUGCAGAUAUGGUGGCAAAAGUGAUGCAAUGUAAAAGGGAAUCAUUAAAUCUAAAUGGGUUGGAGGAGAGCGACUAUAUGUCGCUUUUCAAUAAGCAUGCUUUCCUUGGUAUGAAUCCUGAUGAUUAUAAAAACUUGCAACCGAUUGGUAAGCAAAUAGCAAAGAAGCUUGGAGGAUGCCCAUUGGCAAUAAAGGUUAUGGGAGGGCUGCUAAACUUCUCCAUGGAUUAUGACUAUUGGAAAAGAAUUUUGAAAGAAGACAUUAUGAACUUACGACAAGGAAAGGACUGCAUCAUGACAGUUUUAAGAUUGAGCUACGACCAUUUACCCACAAACUUACAGGUUUGCUUCAGAUAUUGUAGUAUAUUUCCACAAGAUUAUAUGUUUAAAAAGAAAACGUUGGUCGAUAUGUGGAUGAGUUCAGGUCUGAUACCGCAGUCUAUUUGUGGAGAACAGAGGCCGGAGGACAUUGGAAAGGAGUAUUUAGAUCUUCUGACUAGAAAAUCAUUCUUUAUUUGCCAAUCAACAGAUCUUUUGUAUAAAAUUUCUAAACGUUAUGUUAUGCACAAUCUGCUGCACGACCUAGCACAAUCUGUUUCUCUAGGGGAAUGCAUCAGAAUAGGAGGUGAUGUAGUGAGAAAUACUAUUCCACGAACAGUUCGACAUUUAUCUAUUGAAAACAUACAUCUUCUUUCUAUCAAAGAGAUCUCCAAUCUUAAGAACAUGCGCACUCUUGUCUUAUCUAUUGAAGAGGAUCAUGAGAAUGAUGCAAAUUAUUUACUUAUGUUUAAUGAGGUUGUGGAAAGAUUUAAAAAGUUACGAUUAUUGAGCAUGCACGUGAAUUUUAACUUUUAUAAAAUGCCCAAUGCACUUAAUAGCUUGAUACACCUCCGCUACCUGUCUCUUUCAGAAGGAAUGGUAACGAAUGAAAGUCUCAUGGACUUCUUUCAUCCAAAUCUCUGUAGGCUUUAUCACCUACAAUUCCUGAAGUUCCUGACUCAUAAAAUCAGUACUGAUGUUAUUGAAUACGAUGGUUUGACUAACUUAGUUAACUUGCGUUCAUUAGAUGUUCCUUAUGGUGUGAUAGAAAAUAUUCCUUAUGUUAGCAAACUACCCUUCAUCUGCAAAUUAAAAGAUUUUUUUGUCCGAGAGAAGAGUGGUUACAAAAUCGGUGAACUAAGAAAGCUAAGAGAUCUUCGUCAUCUAUGCAUUAGAGAACUUGAGAAUGUGAGGAGUUCCGAAGAAGCCAUGGAGGCCAAGUUGAAUGAGAAAGAAUAUCUCAAAUCAUUGUCAUUGCAAUGGUCCAGUGACCGCUCCAAUACUGCAGAGGCGGAUGAGCAGCUUCUUGAUAACCUUUGCCCCCAUAUCAAUCUCAAGAAAUUGUGUAUUAAAGAUUACCAGGGUAUUAAAUCUCCAUGUUGGAUAACAGAUCUGUCUCUCAUCAAUUUGACAUCCAUCGAACUGAUUGAUUGUAAAGGAUGGGAGCACUUCCCACCUCUUCAGGGUCUGCCUUCGCUGAACCGUCUUUAUCUGUCGGGAUUGGACUUAGUAAAGCAAAUAGGUUGUUCAUUCUAUAGGAGCGGUGGUGGAUGUGGCUUUCCAUCGUUGAGACACCUAUUCUUACUGGACAUGCCUAACUUGGAGGAGUGGAUCGAAAUAGAUGAUGGGUGCAUGUUUCCUCACCUUCAGACUAUGGAAAUCCGUCGCUGCCCUAAUUUGAGGGGAUUGCCUGCUCUGCCUCAUAGUUUAAGAGACUUGUGUCUUUUUGAUGUCGGAUUGACUGCUCUUCCAGCGAUAAAUCAGCAUUGCGGAAACAACAAUCAGCAGGAAUGUUUUCAGGCUUGUGAAAGCUUAGUCAUCGAACAAUGUGAGAAGCUUGAACAUCUUCCACUAGAGUUUUUUCGUAAAUUCAACAUCCUAAAAUACCUGUGCAUAGAAAAGUGCCCGAAGUUGACAAAACAUGGGAUCUCAGACAUCCAACUGCCCUCUAUACUCAAUCAACUCACUGUUGGAUCAUGUGGUGACCUUGAGGCGUCAUUGCUGUGGUCAGCGAACUUAACCUCUCUUACUCAGUUGGAAUUACUUGAUUGUGCAAGCAUAACAUCCAUUCCCCCAGCACAAGUGUGUGCACGGUGGACAAUGCUUUCCCAUUUAGAGAUUAGGAACUGUGCAGAACUGUCAUCAUUUGGUGGAAUACAAGCUCUCGUAUCCCUCCGUUCUUUAGAAAUUAGAGGGUGUGACAAGCUAAUUGCAGUUUCCCUGCGUCAGCCUCCAUUUCCUAACGAUGUUGGCCAAAAGAAUGCAAUGGACUGCUUUUUAAAGCUUGGUGAACUAUCAAUUGACCACCACAUGCUCCUGCUGAUGGACCCAUUGAGAAGUCUCUCCUACAUCAGCAGGUUGACUCUCUCUGAUAAUUCGCAACUCACCACCUUACCUGACAAAUGGCUACUGCAAAAUCAUGCUGCCCUCAAAAAUUUAAGCAUAACGAAUGCGUGCUCCCUUCAGUCCCUACCUCAGAGCAUGACAAAAUUGUGCUCCCUCGAGAUUUUGGAAGUAUGGAAUGCUAACCUCAUCCAGUCACUUCCAGAUCUUCCUACUUCAUUGUGUACUCUAUACAUCAUCGAGUGUCACCCUGCAUUGAAGGAGCGAUGCCAAAAGAAUACAGGCCUUGAUUGGCCCAAGAUUGCCAACAUCCCUAACGUGGCGAUUUAUUAGCAUUUGCAGAGGUGAUGAUGCAUUUUGAUUACUUACCUUUUUUUCGGAUAAUGCAACAGCGGUCAGGUUCAUUUUAAAUUAGCAUCCUCAAUUAGGAAUUUUAUAUUUUGUACCCUUUCUUUAUGGUUUGGAUAAAUGAUAUGGAAAUAUAGCACUAAUUGCCCCUUAUAAUACAUGUUGCUCGCAGGACGGAUUAGUCCUGUAAAACAAACAAUGUAAUGAGUAUAAUAUAUGUAGUAUAUCAAUUGCUUUCUAAAGUUGAAUAUGACUAAUUGUGCUGUAAUUUCUGUCUUGAGGUGAAAAUAAGACUGAAGUCUAGCUGAUGAGUUAGAACAUGAGAGAUGCGUGGCAAAAGAUUUUGAGUUCAUUUAUUUUCUUGGUGCAGGAUUGUAGUAGUACUCCUACAUAUAUGUCUCUCAAUUCUUUCAGGAAUAUAACACGAGUAAAGUUUUGUUCUCCUAUUUUCUUGGUGCAGGAUUAGAGAAAGACUCCAUGUAUUCCAUUUGUUCUUCUUCUCUGGCCAAAUUAAUGUAAAAUCUUUAUGAAUGAAAUUUUCGUAAAGAUAUAAUUUAGCGUUUGAAUAUUCCUGCACAAGUGGCAAAUCUCAUAGCCUGGUGAGCUUGUUUUGUUUUGUCUAUUAUCUGAUGAAGUUGUUAAGCCUAGUUUAAACAUUGCUUUAAAAUGUGUUUCAAACCUUUUUGCAUAACUAGCUUAAUUUCAGUGGUACAAAUUAGACUUUAAAUUUUGUUGAAGUUCAUAUGUUUUUCAAUGCAGGUUGUAUCAAUUCGGCCGUAGAUUUAAAAGGUGCUCCGUUGAUAAGACUCGGCCCGACUCAUUGUAAAAGGAAAAUGAGGGCAACACUGCAGCAGGCAUGAACUUACGGCCACAUCCUGCGCUUGUAUACUUUUACUUUCUUUACAAUUUUCAUAGAAAUCUUCAAUUUCAUUUGGUGUUGGAUACAUGACAACAAACACAAAACUGAACCAGACCGAAAACUUGUGUUGUAUGCUCAGUUCAGUUUUCCGAUCUAUACGACUUUGGCUUUGAUUUAGAACUUGCGAACAAAUCAUUUCAUUGUUUCUUUUUGAUC
This is a messenger RNA of Ananas comosus (pineapple), 4952 nucleotides long. RefSeq names its product disease resistance protein RGA2-like. The transcript is spliced from 4 exons. Gene Ontology annotation, biological process: defense response to other organism. The record is from RefSeq and is a predicted model, not a curated record. The coding region runs from base 164 to 3862 and encodes 1232 amino acids. NCBI's taxonomy places the organism in Eukaryota, Viridiplantae, Streptophyta, Magnoliopsida, Poales, Bromeliaceae. Gene Ontology annotation, molecular function: ADP binding.